This is a messenger RNA of Carya illinoinensis, 1873 nucleotides long. Its product is annotated as carbon catabolite repressor protein 4 homolog 5. NCBI's taxonomy places the organism in Eukaryota, Viridiplantae, Streptophyta, Magnoliopsida, Fagales, Juglandaceae. Gene Ontology annotation, molecular function: 3'-5'-RNA exonuclease activity. The transcript has 14 exons. The record is from RefSeq and is a predicted model, not a curated record. The coding region runs from base 148 to 1593 and encodes 481 amino acids.
UCAAAAGAUUUACUUAUCGUUACUCUAAUUUUUAAUCCCAUACGAAACCUUCCGAAACCUACAAAACAGUAGGAGCAACAGCCACUCCGCCGGUCAAACGCCGUCGGAAUUUUUAUCCCGCGCACCACCAUCUGAAUUUCAGGCACCAUGACUCGAGGCCACCACCAAAAACCGCCUCCGGAGCCCUCAAACUCACGCGUCGCCAAUCGGACCAAGCGCAAGCACCGCCAUGCUGACGCCGAAGAAUCCCAUUGCAGUGAUAAGAAUAGCAACCGCACUAAGAAGCGCAGAAGCGGAAUAGUCGCCGGACUGGAAACCCAAACUCUAAUACCCUAUUCGCCUCGGAUCUUACCCAAUUGUAACCGGUUCGACCACUUGAGUUCGUCGCCAAGAAAGCGCAGGAAGAAAAGGGUUAGAAACUCGAGAGCUACAGAGGGUACCUACCGCAAAUGGGUUUCCUCCUCCCGCGAUUUUUCGAACUGCAAAGAUAAGCUUGUGAUUGUUUCAUACAAUAUACUAGGUGUCAACAAUGCAUCAAACCAUCCAGAUUUGUAUUGUAAAGUCCCUCCCGAGUUCUUGGAGUGGGAUCAGCGAAAAAUCCUUAUACGCGAGGAGAUCAAUAAUUACAAAGCAAGCAUUCUGUGUUUCCAGCAGGAGGUUGAUCGUUUUGAAGAUUUAGAUGAUCUUUUUCAAACAGAAGGCUUCGUAGGUGUUUACAAGGCUCGAACUGGUGAAGCAUAUGAUGGGUGUGCAAUAUUCUGGAAAGACAAAUUAUUUACCCUUUUGCAUCAAGAAAACAUAGAGUUCAGGAGUUUUGGCCUUCGUGACAAUGUUGCUCAACUGUGUGUUUUAGAGCUGAUUCAGAAUCAAUCAGAGUCUAAAUAUACCCAAGCAUCCAUGUCUCCGCCCAUUCAAAAUCGAAGGUUACUGGUUGGAAAUAUACAUGUACUGUUCAACCCAAAUCGUGGAGACAUCAAGCUAGGUCAGGUCCGAAUGUUUCUUGAAAGAGCUUACAAGCUAUCACAGGAAUGGGGUGACAUCCCAGUAGUAAUUGGUGGGGAUCUAAAUAGCAUUCCGCAGAGUCCAAUUUAUCAGUUUCUGGCCUCAUCAGAGUUGGAUGUCCAACUACAUGACCGCAGGAAAAUUUCAGGGCAGCUUGAAUAUCCAUUUCAGUGUAGAGACUUCAGAUUUCAGAAUGAGAAUGCAGCCAGACGUUGUGCUUGGAUGCCCAUCCCAAAGCCAUUGUUGUAUAGAUGGAGUGAUGAAGAAUUAAGGCUUGCAACCGGUACUGGAGGAGUCACCCAUGUUCAACACCAAUUAAAGCUCUGCAGUGCAUAUAUUGGGGUUCCUGGAAGCUCUACAACUAGAGAUAAUCAUGGGGAACCCUUGGCAACGUCAUACCACUCUAAGUUUAUGGGAACAGUUGAUUAUAUUUGGCAUACAGAAGAACUUGUUCCUGUGAGAGUUCUCGAGACCUUACCCAUUAAUAGUUUAAGAAGAAGUGGAGGGCUCCCAAGUGAGAAAUGGGGCAGCGACCAUCUUGCUCUUGUGUGUGAAUUGGCUUUUGCAGAUGAUGUCAAAGGAACCAAAUAGUGCUGCUUCCGAAUCAACCCUGUGCACCGGGGUGUGUUCAUUCUACAAAGCUCUAUUUCUUGGGGUUCCAAAGGUUUUGGAAACCAGCUAUAUGCCACGUUUUGAUGGUGGGUACUUCUUAGGCAUUGUUUAUUCUGUCCUGCAAAGGUGGGACUCUCCAUGUUUUACAUUUUGGUAGGAUUUUCAUGUCGAAUCAACUUCACCAUGUUAGAAGAAGCAUUAUAAUAUAUCUGAACAGAAUUCAUUCUAACGGUAAAUGUUAAUGGAACUUUAAAUGCAA